Molecule: messenger RNA, 1401 nt
Organism: Carassius gibelio (silver crucian carp)
Lineage: Eukaryota; Metazoa; Chordata; Actinopteri; Cypriniformes; Cyprinidae
Product: rRNA 2'-O-methyltransferase fibrillarin-like
Exons: 9
Coding region: 129-1079 (316 amino acids)
Biological process (GO): box C/D sno(s)RNA 3'-end processing; rRNA methylation
Cellular component (GO): box C/D methylation guide snoRNP complex; Cajal body; nucleolus
Molecular function (GO): rRNA methyltransferase activity; RNA binding; histone H2AQ104 methyltransferase activity
Source: RefSeq, a predicted model, not a curated record
CGUGCAUCGCACACAUGUGGCCCCUGAUCAGAGCAGAACGUGUCUGGAGCAAAAGCAACCGGACUCUAUCAGCGGCAGCUGUUUGAAUCAUUAAAACAGGAUUAUCCAUCCAUACACAAUAAAGGAAAAUGAGACCAGGUUUCAGCCCUAGAGGAGGUGGCCGAGGUGGUUUUGGAGGAAGAGGAGGAGGAUUUGGAGGAAGAGGAGGAGGAGACCGUGGAGGAAGAGGAGGAUUUAGAGGAGGUAGAGGUGGUGGCGGUGGAGGAUUCCGGUCCCCUGGAGGUGAUGGUGGCUUCCGUGGACGAGGGGGCGGACGUGGCACUCCUAGGGGCCGGGGAGGACGAGGAGGGUUCAGAGGGGGCAAACAGGUGACUGUAGAGCCCCACAGACAUGAAGGGGUUUUUAUCUGCCGUGGUAAAGAGGACGCUCUGGUCACAAAGAACAUGGUGGUCGGAGAAUCUGUGUACGGAGAAAAGAGAAUAAAUGUUGAGGAAGGGGAAACUAAAAUUGAGUACAGAGCAUGGAAUCCUUUCCGGUCGAAGCUGGCCGCAGCCAUUUUAGGAGGUGUUGACCAGAUCCACAUUAAGCCAGGAGCGAAGGUCAUGUACUUAGGAGCCGCAUCAGGAACUACUGUAUCCCAUGUUUCUGACAUCGUUGGACCGGAGGGAUUGGUGUAUGCGGUGGAGUUCUCCCACAGAUCAGGCAGAGACUUGCUGAAUGUGGCCAAAAAGAGAACCAACAUUAUUCCCAUCAUUGAAGAUGCACGACACCCACACAAAUAUCGCAUGCUUGUUGGUAUGGUGGACGUCAUCUUUGCUGAUGUUGCUCAGCCUGACCAAACAAGAAUUGUUGCCCUCAAUGCACACAAUUUCCUGAAGAAUGGAGGACAUUUUGUUAUUUCCAUCAAGGCUAACUGCAUUGAUUCAACAGCCGCUCCAGAGGCAGUGUUUGCAUCAGAGGUUAAGAAGAUGAGCUCUGAGAACAUGAAACCUCAGGAGCAGCUGACACUGGAGCCGUAUGAGCGAGAUCACGCAGUUGUUGUGGGAAUCUACAGACCGCCACCCAAGCAGAAGAAGUAGGGUUUCUCUGGAAAUUCAUCACUAGUCACAUCCUUCUUUCUCCUGAAAUAUACGCUUCUGCCACUAGAUGGACCUACAGUUUGCAGAUGACAAAAGACUGAUAAAAGUGAACCAUUUUCUCUUGUCCUCAGGGUUGGGAGUGUACCCCUUUAUACCUGAUUGGAACAGGCAACAUAUUCUUUAUGGAGAGUAACUCUGCUCCCGUUUUUUUUAUUUUUAUGAUCAUCUGUCAUGUAGUAAUCUACUAUGAAUUUUGUGUUUUGCUUGUAAGAAUUGUUGAAAGCUCGAUGUGUUGUUAAAUAAAUCAACAGUUUUGCUUAUA